Molecule: messenger RNA, 2290 nt
Organism: Pseudomyrmex gracilis
Lineage: Eukaryota; Metazoa; Arthropoda; Insecta; Hymenoptera; Formicidae
Gene: Syx17
Product: syntaxin-17
Exons: 5
Coding region: 333-1232 (299 amino acids)
Biological process (GO): exocytosis; vesicle fusion; intracellular protein transport
Cellular component (GO): SNARE complex; autophagosome membrane; plasma membrane
Molecular function (GO): SNARE binding; SNAP receptor activity
Source: RefSeq, a predicted model, not a curated record
AAGUCUGUGACCUUCUGUCAUUUCGUGCAUCUGUGUUUAUGCGCGAGCAGACAACAGCUGAUUGUUUAUUUUGGACACACACUGACGGGGAGAGACGUUUAAAUUUAGUAAAAUAACAAAGCAAUAUUGUGUUGACUGUAUCGUCAUCAGUGCGUCGCAUUUAAUUGUUAUCAUAUUUUGUUCUAUCAUGAAAACCCGACGUAUAAAAAGAUAGUCAGCGGUCGAAUGUAAAAAGUGACCUUUGUGACGAUAAUUUAUAUGUGCUCCACACAUAAAAUACUGAACACAUACGGAAUUAUAAGUGAUUUGUCAAGAAUUCAUUGUCGAGAAUCAUGUCAACCAUGUCAGAAAAUCCCACAUUUAAACAGCCUAUCAGACGUUUGGAAAUCCAGAUUAAUAAUUUCAACAUUGCUAUUCCUCAUCAUGUAAAUUUACUAAAGCGACACAAAAACAAUAUCAAAAAGUAUCAAGAUCAGCGUGACUGGGAACAAGUGCGAAAAGAACAUGUAAAUGUUUCUCGUAUUAUCAAGCAAUUGAAAGAGUUAUUGUAUCAAAUGGAUACUCUUAGAGCACAAGUUCUUGAUGCCGACAUUGAUAAAUUUGAUAAACUGACACGGAGUGCACGUACGAGUAUCAUGAAUGCAAUUGAAGAAUAUUUAGAAAUGCAGUUAAAUUGUUCAACAUCGCCACCAUCAUUCAAAUCUCAACAUCAAGAAAUGCAACAUCCACUUGAUGACAAUAUCCAGCUACAAGCAGAAAAAGAGGAUUUUCUGCGUCAGCAAGCAUGUCUGGAAGUUUGGAAUUCUUUGCAAGAAGAAAUACAACAAUUACAUGAACUCUUCAUUGAAUUUAAUAAAGUUGUGCAUGAUCAAAAGGAAAUGGUAGAAAAUAUAGAAGACAAUAUUGAAGAAACUCAAAUAAAUGUGACUCAGGGUGAAAAGUACCUGCAGAAAGCCUCAAAAUAUAAAGCAGCUGCUUAUCCUAUAGCAGGUGCUGUAUUAGGAACAUGUAUUGGAGGACCACUAGGUUUAUUAGCUGGAAUAAAAAUUGGUGGUCUUGCUGCACUGAGUUGUGGUAUUUUAGGUUUUACAGGAGGAUCGUUAUUGAAAAAAAAACAGAUAGAAUUGCUAAACGUAGAAUCAGAUUUAAACAAAUCAACAAUUGAUCUUAAAAGUGUUAAAAAAUCUGCUUCCUAUCCUGAUAGUUUGAAAGAUGAAAAAAAAAAUUUGUGACAAAACAUGACUACGUCAGCAUGUGACAUAAAUUUUAAACAAAAAAAGAAAUGCAAUCUUGUAUAAAUUUUAAAAUGUAAAGAUUUUCUCUUUUUUUAUUUCUUAUUGUGAAUAGAUGUUUUAUUUGUAUAUAAAUUAAUAUAGUGUUUUUGUGAAGAUCUUUUAACACUUUUACGAAUUUACUAUUUAUAUAACUUUACAACACACAUUGCCUAGUCGGAAAAUUUGGUCUAAUUUAUGUGAAUUUUUGUGAAGUUAUUUACGUAAAACCGCAAAAUAUGCGAUCAUUUGUGUUUCAUGUCGCGUUUUUGUGGUUUUUUUUUUUUUUUUUUUUUUUUUAAAUGUUAUAUUUGACAAAAGAAUCGUUCGAUCAUGAUAAGAAGAGAUAACUCUUAUAAAACAAUGACUUUUGUAUGCCUUUCGCGUGCCUUGUAAAGCUGCUUCAAACCAGUAAAGAGCUACGUAUUAAUGCUCCGCAAUACUUUUCAAAACUUAUGAUUCUCUGCAAUAAUAACUUAUCAAAUUAUUAAGCUUACAUCACAUUCAAAUUAUUACACUUACAUCACAAUCUCAAGGAAAACCUUAUAAAGGUAAGAAUGGUAAAUAUCAGUAAGUAAAUUUUGUUUCAUAAAUAUUAUGCGCAUUCUUAUGGUAUACAGAUAUGCUUUAUGACAAAAAUAAGUCAAUUUUGUGAUAUACAUUAUGCUCUUUAAAUUUUGUAUAUAUUUGAUUAUUUCGUCUAAAAUAUAUGUAAUUACAAAAAAUAUAUAUCAUUGACCUAAACAUAUGUGUGUUUACAUAUUGGAAAAUAGAAUAGUGAUGUGCGGGGUAAUAAUAUUGACGUCAAAAGACUGAAAUUCUCUACAAAAGGCACCCAAUACAGUAUAUUUAGCAAGUAAUAAAAUACAUCGGUGUUAGACAAGGUACAAUACUGAAAAUAAUCGUGUUAAAAUGUAAUAUAUACAUUUCAUUCAUAAUAUGGAAAUAUACUUAAUCUAAGGACUAAAGUGUUCUCUACUUAAAAAAAUAUGAAUAAAUAUCUAAAAUCGUGUAAUAUA